Messenger RNA from Aspergillus caelatus, 802 nucleotides. RefSeq lists its product as uncharacterized. The record is from RefSeq and is a predicted model, not a curated record. The coding region runs from base 1 to 795 and encodes 264 amino acids. Lineage: Eukaryota; Fungi; Ascomycota; Eurotiomycetes; Eurotiales; Aspergillaceae. The transcript is spliced from 2 exons.
AUGGCAUCCAAAAUCGUCCUAGUAACCGGUGCCAACAACGGCAUCGGCUACGAGACAGUCAAAGCGCUACUCCAAUCCACCAAAGCAACCUACCACAUCUUCCUAGGCAGUCGGUCCCUCGAAAAGGGCAAAAAGGCUCUAGAAGCUCUCAACACCGAAGUCCCCAAUACGAAAAGCAGCGUUGAACUCCUCCAGCUUGACCUAACCGACGAUGCAUCUAUUGAGACAGCUUAUGAGACAGUGCGCAAUAGCCAUGACCACAUUGAUACUCUCGUGAACAAUGCCGGAGCUAGCUUUGACGGCGAGUUCCUCGCAGGUCGCGUGUCACUCCGCGAAUGCUUCACCAAAGCAUACGACGUCAAUGUAGCUGGUACACAUGUCUUGACCUACACCUUCAUACCAUUACUGUUGAAGUCGGCAGAUCCGCGAUUAGUCUUCGUGGCGGGUCUGUCCCAGAUCACCCAGGCUGCUGAAUCCUACUUCCCGACACCGCCACUGCCGGCGGGUUGGCCGAAGAAUGUUGAUUUUGAGACUAUUGGGUAUCGGUGUAGUAAGACGGCUCUGAAUAUGCUGAUGUUGGAUUGGAAUCAUAAACUCAAGGCGGAUGGGGUGAAGGUCUGGGGUGCUGGGCCGGGAUUUCUGGCGACGGGCUUGGGUGGUUUGACCGAGAAGAUUAGGGAGAUGGGUGGCGGACAUCCUAGUAUUGGGGGUGAUUUUAUUAAGGACGUUGUGGAGGGGGUUAGGGAUAGUGAUGUUGGGAAGUUGGUGCAGAAAGAUGGGAUUCCGGCUUGGUGAGUGGUUG